AUGUGUAUCGUGCCAGGCAUCUCUGCGCAUCGCUACGUGGCUCUCAGCUACGUUUGGUCUCGAGCCGAUUCUGAUAACCCUCAGAUGCAGCCUUUCGACGAGGACCUCUUCGUCAAGAAUGACCGAACUGCUCCACUCUCCCUCCCACAGACUUUGCUUCUCAACGAUACAACCUUGGUAGACCUACAGAAUCCGGGGUACCUUCAGCGGGAAGAAAAUAAGCAACGCAUACCAGCCGUGAUAAAGCACGCCAUCGAGCUUAUUUUGGCCCUCAACGAGAGGUAUCUUUGGGUUGACAGGCUUUGCAUCGUGCAGAACAAUUUGGGUGACGGGGGAACGCUAAGCCAAGUCGCGGUAAUGGACAAGAUCUAUGCUAGCGCAUUCUUGACUAUAAUUGCAGCAGCUUCGGAGGACAUGUAUGCAAUGAGAUCGACAAUGGGCUGGCCAAUGUUCUCGGCUCAAGAGGCUCCUGCGCUCGAACGUGGGCUGGGGGAUGCCCCUCCAGAGCUGAGUAAAAGAAGCCACGCCAGAAUUACUCGUGAUCGAUAUGGACGUCUUGCGCAAUCCAAGUGGGCUUCGCGGGGUUGCUACCAGGAGCAGAUUUUGUGCAAUAGAUGUGUCGUCUUUGUUGAUGAGGGUCUCCUAUGGGACUGUCGUUAUUCCGUAUGGGAUGCAGUCGACCUUCACCCUGGUCAUGUCGCGUAUGUCAAAGCAUUCGAUACAGAGAGCCGAAGUCUGUUCUCGACAUGA
Parastagonospora nodorum SN15 is the source of this 750-nucleotide messenger RNA. RefSeq lists its product as hypothetical. The record is from RefSeq and is a predicted model, not a curated record. NCBI's taxonomy places the organism in Eukaryota, Fungi, Ascomycota, Dothideomycetes, Pleosporales, Phaeosphaeriaceae. The transcript is spliced from 2 exons. The coding region runs from base 1 to 750 and encodes 249 amino acids.